This is a messenger RNA of Lycium ferocissimum, 2448 nucleotides long. RefSeq names its product G-type lectin S-receptor-like serine/threonine-protein kinase At4g27290. Gene Ontology annotation, biological process: recognition of pollen; protein phosphorylation. Lineage: Eukaryota; Viridiplantae; Streptophyta; Magnoliopsida; Solanales; Solanaceae. The coding region runs from base 1 to 2448 and encodes 815 amino acids. The record is from RefSeq and is a predicted model, not a curated record. The transcript is spliced from 6 exons. Gene Ontology annotation, molecular function: ATP binding; protein serine/threonine kinase activity.
AUGGAAAUCAAAAGGCAACUUUUUCUCCUUUUCCUGCAACUUAUACUUUGUUUGGGAGCAAACACAAACACUAGCAGGAAUCAGAACUUUUCCCUUGGAGAUACACUUUACGCAGAGAAAUACAUAGCUAUUGGCAUGACAAUGAUCUCAUCAGGUGGAAUCUUUGAGAUGGGCUUCUUUCCACUAGAUAAGCUUUCAAAGUAUUACUACAUGGGCAUAAGGUACAAGGAAAUAACACCACAAACCAUAGUUUGGGUUGCAAAUAGGGAGACUCCACUUUCUUAUUCCGAAAUGGACAACGCGCAGCUCAAAAUUAUAAAGGGCAAUUUGGUGCUUCUGAACGGCUCUGGACACUCAAUAUGGUCCACAAAUGUAAUCAACUCAACGAAACCUGUGUUAGCGAUUCUUCGUGAUGAUGGUAAUUUGAUCUUGAUCGAUAUUGGGUCCAAGAAUACUAAUUCAUUAAUGUGGCAAAGUUUUGAUCAUCCUACCCACACGUUUUUGCCUGGUUCAAAGAUUGGCUACAAUAGAAGAACUAAAACUAAGCAAGCUUUCACUUCUUGGAUCGACUCUGAAGAUCCUAGUCCAGGUCUUUUUACCCUUGAGAUGGAUCCAAUCAAGAAUCAGUCUGUUAUUAAGUGGAACAAAACUGUGGAGUACUGGUCACUUGGACUUUGGAAUGGAUCACAUACGUUUAGCGCGUUGCCUGUGAUCUCCAAUCCCGCCUACAACUUCACAUUUAUAAACAACGAAGAUGAAAUCUAUUUCACCUACUUCAUUUUCAAUCCUUCAAUCAUGUCGACAGUCAUAAUAGAUGUCUCGGGGGAAAUUAAGGAACUGGCAUGGUUUAAUAUUUCCACGCAGUGGAAUACAUUUUUCAGUCAACCAGCGCAGCCAUGUGAUGUCUACGCUUAUUGUGGUGCAUAUGGUGCCUGCAAUACUGAGACCAGCUCAAAUAGUAAUAAUACUACUCCCUUAUGUGAUUGUUUGCCUGGUUUCACUCCUAAAUCAAAGAAAAAUUGGGAUUUGAACAGCUUCUCUGGUGGUUGUGAGAGGAAAACAAGUCUGAAUUGUGGUAAUAAUGCUACUGCGAAGGAGGACAAGUUCUGGAGACAUUCUCAUAUGAGAUUACCAGUUAAUAAUCACACUCUGGCAGUUGGUGGAUCAGCUGAAUGUGAAACUACUUGUUUAAAUAAUUGUGCUUGUACUGCUUAUGCUUUUGUUGAUGGCAACAAAUGUCUAAUUUGGGAUGGAGACCUCUUCAACUUGCAACAACUCUCCGAACAUAACGCUAGUGGAAUUACAAUAUACGUCAAACUGGCUGCUUCUGAAUUUUCUGUAAAUUCAGUUCCCAAAGGAAAUCCUCAGCCGCACUGGUUGAACACUGAAAAGGGAUCAGCAAACGACUUACUAAAUGAAGAGGAUGAGAAAGGCAUUGAUGUUCCAUUCUUUAGUUUGGAAAGCAUUUCAGCAGCAACAGAUAACUUCUCAGAAGAAAAUAAGCUAGGACGCGGUGGUUUUGGUCUUGUUUAUAAGGGGAAGUUUCAAGGGGGACGAGAAAUUGCAAUCAAAAGAUUAUCAACGCAGUCGGGUCAAGGCAUAAAUGAAUUCAAGAAUGAGGUAAUUCUGAUUGCAAGACUUCAACAUCGAAAUCUUGUUAGACUUAUGGGCUACUGCGUACAAGGAAGUGAAAAGAUUUUGCUCUACGAAUAUAUGCCAAACAAAAGCCUAGACACCUUCAUUUUUGACAAAAGAUAUCCUGUGUUAGAUUGGAAGAAGCGAUUUGAUAUCAUCUUGGGGAUUGCUCGAGGGCUUCUUUAUUUGCAUCAUGAUUCAAGGUUGAGGAUCAUUCAUAGAGAUUUAAAAACAAGCAACAUUUUAUUGGAUAAAGAGAUGAACCCCAAGAUUUCAGAUUUUGGUUUAGCAAGGAUUGUCCGAGGGAACAGUAUGGAAGCAAGUACAAAGAAAGUUGUUGGAACAUAUGGUUAUAUGUCUCCAGAAUACGCAUUAAAUGGAUUAUUCUCAAUCAAGUCGGAUGUCUUUAGUUUUGGAGUAGUUAUGCUUGAGAUUAUCAGUGGCAAGAGAGUUACAGGAUUUUACCAGCGGGAGGAAGCUUUAAACCUUCUAGGUUAUGCAUGGAGAUUAUGGAAGGAAGGAAAUGCCAUGAGUUUAGUUGAUGAAUCACUACAUGAAUCAAGCAAUAUUGAAGAUGAUGCAUUAUUAAAAUGCAUUAAUAUUGGACUCUUGUGCACGCAAGAAGAUGCUGGUAUUCGUCCAAGCAUGCCUGAUGUAAUUAUAAUGCUUGGUUGUGAAAAUAUUUCUCUACCAAAACCUAGAAAGCCUGCUUUUACAGUAAGAACACGUGGUUGUAGCACAACUUCAUCCUCUACGAAGUCUUACAUCAAUUCCAACAAUGAGUUGACAGUUACUACCUUAGAUGGCCGGUAG